GAAUUGCAUUGAGAAUUUCUAAAUGAAAUAUUUUGAUUUGUUAACACUACCUUUCAUAUUUUGUUAAAUAAGUCGGUUAAAAGAAUGAUAUGUUAAUACGGAAGAUAAACUUUGAAGAUAUAUAUACUAUUAUUUAUAAUAUAUACGCGCAAGCGCGCUAUUCAGAAUAAAGAGACGUAUAUGAAUAUAUACGUUGAAAUAUUUCUGCCAUAACCUAAUUUUGCAUAUACGCACUAGGUCAUGUAUACAAACAAAAUGUUUAAUGUUAGUGUUUACUUUAAAAUGUUAACAUAAAAUUCAUUGAAAAGUAUAUUACGUAUUUACGAUUGAUAAAUAACCUAUUGAAAAAUAUGUGCAACUAAAAUACGAGAGCUGAGUGAUAUCUGUGCGAAAGAAAAUUUCUAGCAUAUUGUAUAAUUGUUUGAAUCUAUAUUAUAAAAGAUAAUUAAUAUUUAUAAUGGAAAUGCAACAUAUGAGAAAUUGAGUAGUAAUAUUAAUAAUAAUCAUCACAUCAUAAGAUUCAAGAUAUACAUGCAAUAUUUUCUACCAAUGGAUACCUCUUACGAAUAUGAUAUUAUACGUCAUCCAAGAUGUAUAAUUCACUUGGAUGUCGAUUGUUUUUAUGCACAAGUUGAAAUGUUACGACAUCCAGAAUAUGAUGGCAAACCAUUCGGUGUACAACAAAAAAACAUGGUUGUAACAAGUAAUUAUAUUGCACGUAGUUAUGGUAUCAGAAAAUGUAUGCCAGUGCAAGACGCCUUACGUUUAUGUCCAGAAUUGGCUUUGGUUAAUGGUGAAGAUUUAACAGCAUAUCGUCAGGUUUCAGCUAAAAUAAUGGAAAUAUUACAUGAAUUUACUCCAUUAGUUGAGAGGUUAGGUUUGGACGAUAAUUUUCUGGAUGUAACAUCGAUCGUAGAAAAAUAUAUUUCAUCCAACGAUGAGUCUAAUGAAAAUUUUGGCGAUACGAUUGAAGAAGAUGAUUCAUCAAAUAUAAUUGGCAAUGUUUUUGAAUUAACUGAUGAAGAAUGCCCAUGUGGCUGCCAUUUACGAUUAACGAUAGCAACCAAAAUUGCAUCUAAAAUAAGAGAUCGUGUUUGGAAGGAAUUAAAAAUAACAACAAGCGCUGGAAUAGCGCAUAACAAAUUAUUAGCAAAAUUGGCAGGAUCUUUGUAUAAACCUAAUCAACAAACAUUAAUAUUUCCCUGUAGUGCGUCAAAGUUAUUAUCCACUUUAGAUUCAGUAUCUAAAAUACCUGGGGUGGGAUUGAAAACUAAAGAAUUGUUAAUAUCAAAAAAUAUCAGAACAGUUGAUGAUUUGCGCAAAAUACCAUUAGACGAAUUAGAAUUAAAGAUUGGCAAAGAUCUGGCUAGAAAAUUGAAAGAUAAUGCAGAAGGUAUUGAUGAAACUGCUGUAAAACCAUCUGCAAAAAAACAAUCUAUAGGUAUAGAAGAUGGCUUUAAAAGUGUAUCAUUAGUGGGUGAAGUGGAACAACGACUCAGUGCAUUAUUACGAAGAUUAACAGAAUUAGCUACUGAAGAUGGUAGAAUUCCAAUUGCAAUGAGAAUAACAGUAAGAAAGCACGAUUUCAAUAAACCGAAAAGAGAGACCAGACAGUGUGCUUUACCAAAACAUUUGUUACCUUCAUCUAAAUCUGGUGUUUAUGACCAUGCUAAAAUGUUAACCCUAGCUAUGAAACUGUUUCAUCGUGCAGUUGAUAUUUCUAAACCAUUUCACUUGACUCUUCUAGGAGUUGCUUUUACUAAAUUCGAAGAAAGAUCUUAUGGUCGUAGUAGUAUUACAUCCUUCUUAAGAAAACAAGUAGCCGUUCAAUCUAUUUUGGAUAUUAGUUCAGAGGAAGGUAUUUGCGAUAUUAGUUUGGGGUCACCAAUGAGUAUAAAUCAGGAUAGCAAUGAUGGCUCUGAGCAUUCCGUAUCUGCAACAAGUUUGUCAAAUUCAUCAUUAUCCGGCAUUAAUGGAUCUCCAAUAUCAAAAUUGACUAUUAGUAGCAAUCAAUGUACAGAAGACGAUCUUUUGAGUGAGGUAGAACCACAAUUAAAAAAAACAAAAUUAGAAGUAUGGUUAAAUGGUCGUAGAGAAACUCCGAGCAAUGAAAUGGCAGGUUUAAGGCUUGAAUCUACGCCAAUGCAAAUAUCACCAAAAACGGAUACCACGAAUCGUAAGACCUUACCUGCUGAAUUACAAAGAGAAGUCAAUCGAUCAUGGCCCACAACUAGCAAACCAAAACCAAACAAUAUACUUAAAUUUUUUAUAGCUAAUAAGUGACCGAAUUAUGUGGCCUAUUAUAUAUUAAGGCCAUCUUUUACAUAUAUUUUUAUGAUUUUUAUAUUAGA
Molecule: messenger RNA, 2351 nt
Organism: Polistes dominula (European paper wasp)
Lineage: Eukaryota; Metazoa; Arthropoda; Insecta; Hymenoptera; Vespidae
Gene: PolI
Product: DNA polymerase iota
Biological process (GO): translesion synthesis
Molecular function (GO): damaged DNA binding; DNA-directed DNA polymerase activity
Source: RefSeq, a predicted model, not a curated record